CCCACCCUGUUUGUGCGCUCAUGUCAGGACCCGAAGAAACUUUAUGAAUCGAUAAUGAGAAAUGAAGUGACAAUGAGCGGGAGACCUCUGGAUUAACACACACACUCACACAGAUCUGCUGGUGACACUGCUCUACAUGUUCGAUUCCCUGUGAUGUGACUGGAACCAGGAUGAUUAAUGGAAACGAUAUUCUGGAGAUGGACUCUGUGUCUGACACGGAGGAGCUGGAGGAGCCGGAGGGAGACCCGGAGUUUGGCAUGAUAGAGGAGGACAUGGUUUAUCCUGAGGAGUUUUUACCAACAUAUCAUUCGAUUAAAGAAGGAGCCAAAGUCACCAAGACACAACUGGAGGAGUUCAACAACAAACCUGACUCCUUGUUCUUCAACGAUGGCGUGCGGCGCAUCGAUUUCAUCCUGGUCUACGAGGACGAGGACAAGAAGGAGUUCGAGAAGAGGCACACGUUCCAGAGACACAAGAGGCGACGAGAGUACUUUGAGGCCAGCUUGAUGAAGAUGGGGAUGGAGCUGGAGGCCACCCGUUCUGUCAUAGACGAGAAACUGACGUUCAUCAAGGUCCACAUGCCGUGGGACGUGCUGUGCACCUACGCCGAGGUCCUGCACAUCAAGCUGCCCAUCCAGCCCAAUGACCUGUCCUCCCGCCCCUCGCCGUGGCGCUUUAUCUCCUGCAUCACCAAGUACUUCUACCCCAACCAGGAGCUGAUCAGCGAGGAGACGGAGUUCUUCACGGCCCCCUUUGAGAAAGACCGUCUGGAUUAUUUCUACAUGAAGGACCAAGACGUCUUCUUCACUCCGUCCAUGAGGAGCAGGAUGGCAUAUUACAUCCUGAGUCGUGCUCCCUAUGAAAUAAGAGGAAGUAGAAAGAAGUUUGGCAUCUCCAAACUGUUGGAUGGUGGAGUGUACAAAGCUGCGUAUCCCCUCCAUGACUGCAGGUUCAACGUCAGGUCCACAGAGCAGGGCUGCCCCAACGAGAGAUACCUGCUCUAUGAAGAGUGGGCUCAUCCUAAAAGCUUCUACAAGAUGCAACCACUCGACCUGAUCAGGAAGUAUUACGGAGAGAAGAUUGGUAUUUACUUUGCCUGGUUGGGUUUCUACACGGUCAUGCUCGCUCUGGCUGCUGUCGUGGGACUGGGCUGUUUCAUCUAUGGAUACAGGACUCAAGAAACCAGCACCUGGAGUAAAGAGGUGUGCGACCCUGCGAUUGGAGGAAACAUAGUGAUGUGUCCACAGUGUGACAGGUUCUGCAAAUACUGGAGGUUAAACUCCACCUGUGAAGCUUCAAAAAAAAUCUGUAUAUUUGAUAACUUUGGGACCAUGGUGUUUGCAGUUUUCAUGUCAAUCUGGGUGACAUUAUUUCUGGAGUUUUGGAAGCGUUACCAGGCGGAGCUGGAGUACGAGUGGGACACUGUGGAGUUUCUGGAGCAGGAGGAGCCGUCUCGCCCCGAGUACGAGGCCAAGUGUAUCUAUGAGAGGAAAAAUCCUGUCACAGGGGUGAAAGAAAAAGUUCCCUACACAGCCUGUGGACGAUGUGUUCGUGUGUCGAUAGGAAUAGGGACUGUCCUUUUCUGGAUUCUGUUGAUCCUGGCGUCCAUUGUGGCCGUCAUCGUGUACCGCCUGGCCGUCUUCUUCACCUUCUCCAGCAGAUUCAGAAACCAGGAACUGAAGGAGUUGGAGCCGUUGAAGGAGUACGUGACGCCUCAGAUGGCCACGUCCGUCACAGCCUCGCUCAUCAGCUUUGUUGUCAUCAUGAUCCUCAAUAUUCUCUAUGAGCGCGUCGCCAUCUGGAUCACUAACUUCGAACUCCCUCGGACCAAGACGGAUUAUGAGAACAGCUUAACCCUGAAGAUGUUCCUCUUUCAGUUCGUCAACUAUUACUCCUCGUGUUUCUACAUCGCCUUUGCCAAAGGGAAAGCAGUCAGCUAUCCCGGGCGGCCUGUUUAUCUUCUGGGAAAGUACAGGAACGAGGAGUGUGACCCAGGCGGAUGUUUGAUUGAGCUGACGACUCAGCUCUCCAUCAUCAUGGGGGGAAAAGCCAUCUGGAACAACAUCCAGGAAGUCCUGCUACCGUGGGUGAAGAAUUUGAUUUCCCGGUACUGCACCCGUGUGGCCUCAGAGAAGGUGGUUCCUCGCUGGGAGCAGGACUACCAGCUCCAGGCCCUCUCAAAGCACGGACUCUUCUAUGAAUAUCUUGAAAUGGUCAUCCAGUUUGGCUUUGUGACCUUGUUCGUGGCGUCCUUCCCUCUGGCUCCGGUCCUGGCUCUGGUCAACAACCUGUUUGAGAUCCGGGUCGAUGCCUGGAAAAUCACCACGCAGUUUCGACGCGUGGUUCCGGAGAAAGCCCAGGAUAUAGGAGCCUGGCAGCCCAUUCUUCAGGGUAUCGCCAUCUUGGCUGUCGCAACAAAUGCCAUGAUCAUCGCCUUCACGUCAGACAUGAUUCCUCGCUUGGUGUACUACUGGUCCUUCUCUGUGUACCCGUAUGGAGAUCACUAUAAUAACACCAUGGAGGGCUACAUCAACAGCUCGCUGUCCAUAUUCAACACCAGCGAUUUCUCCGCCUCCAGCAGACCCAUCUCAUCAGACAUCAACUCCACCAUCACCACCUGCAGGUAUCGUGAUUUUCGUUAUGCUCCGGGUCACAACAGACAGUACGAGCACAACGUCUACUACUGGCAUGUGGUUGCAGCAAAAAUGGCUUUUAUAAUUGUUCUAGAGCACAUUGUUUACCUCACCAAGUUCAUCCUGUCCUACAUGAUCCCGGACGUCCCGUACGCUGUCAAAGAGCAGAUCAAACGAGAGAAGUACUUGACCCAGGUCAUCCUCCACGAGACAAACCUGAAGCUGGUGACCAAACGUUUGAAACCGCACAGCGACGACACUUUCGAGCAAACAGCAGCCAAAGAGGAGAUCGAACUGGAUUUUUGACAUGACUGCUCAACAAGACUUUAAAUAAGGAGCAUACUGUUGUCAUGGAAGAUGUGCCACAGCCAGUAAGACAGAGGAUGGUUUUUAAAGGAGGAACCACUGUUGUCUGCUCUUCAUCUCAAAACCACUGUCUCACAUUUCGGACUCCACAGAACCUUCUUCUGGAACGUGUUGAGGUUUUAAACAAUGUGGUUGAAAGCUGUGGAAAAAGCCUGUAGGUCGAAUUACUGCAACGCUGUCCUACAAUAUCAGUAUUAAUAUACAGAAAACAUGUUAAACCUUUGAAUACAAUGUUGAAAACUGACUUUUGUUUUAGACUAACAUCCCUGGAACUAGAACAAAAUUACUGUAGUGUCAGAGAACUCCAAGGGCUCAAAAGCAACAGCGAGCAUCUUUAAUGGCUUUUUUUAGACCAAUGAAGUUGUCAGUUUCCCAUCCAGUGCCAAUGUUGUUGAUGUAAAAUGCACUUGCAUCUAUCUGAGCAUCCAUGGGAGUGGAAACAUUAGGUGCUUUCAGGCGCAUUGAAGCAGUGGAAAGUGAUGAAAACCUGGUCUGAAGUCAGUGGCCCAUUAUUUCUCUGUUAUUUUAAAGGCUCAUUACCAAGUGGUUUAAAGUGCUUUGAUGAUGUGAGUGAAGUCUUUAUCCACUUACUCACUUCUACUGUUGUACUUUGCACUUGUUAGAGACCCACUCUUGUGCCAUGAUCUCUAAGCUGCCCCACAUAUAUCCUGUGAUAAAGGCAGUGCAGUAAAUCCGUGGUAUGUGGUGAAUUUACUGACGGAGGGUCCCCUGGUGUCAUUUUCCCGGGGCCUGGCUGCUGCUGCCCCUUAGCACUUGUGAAGAAAAGAUUGUUGAAGUAAUUAUCUAAAGCACGAGCAGAGUUUCCAAACACAUCUGCACUAGACUGUGGAUACCGUACCCCAGGUCAGGUUCAGACCCAGAAAACCAAACGCCACUCGGAUUCGGGUUGAGCCACACACAAAGAUCCCGCUAACCCAUACCCACAAUGCAAAAGUCCCAGCCUUUGUAAAUGCCCAUUAAAAUGUCAGAAAUUAUAGAUGCAAUAGCAAGUAGUCAAGCUAGCUUCAAGAGACAAUACCUGCUGCGGUCACAGAAGCAAUUCUGAGAAGCAAUUCGAGAUUUCUCCUCUGUAUCAAUCUAAACUUUGACAAUCUGCUGGACUGUCACUGUUUGUCCAUUUUUAUCUUUAACUGGUUGAACUCUGCUUUCCUUCCUUGUUCUGAUAUUAAGCCACUGCAGUAAUUAAACCUUUUCCUGUGGCAUUGCUGAUUUCUACAGACCAUUACCACUGUUGUUUUACUACCUGGCCUUUAGAUUUGAACAAUGCUACUAUAAACACUGCGUAACAGUAUCAUAUACAAGCAAUACAGUAUCUGAUGAUGCAUAUGUCUGUUGUUUUAGUGUUUUAUACU
Paralichthys olivaceus (Japanese flounder) is the source of this 4372-nucleotide messenger RNA. RefSeq names its product anoctamin 6 (gene ano6). The record is from RefSeq and is a predicted model, not a curated record. Gene Ontology annotation, molecular function: chloride channel activity; protein dimerization activity. Gene Ontology annotation, biological process: calcium activated phosphatidylserine scrambling; chloride transmembrane transport; calcium activated phosphatidylcholine scrambling. Lineage: Eukaryota; Metazoa; Chordata; Actinopteri; Pleuronectiformes; Paralichthyidae. Gene Ontology annotation, cellular component: plasma membrane.